AUGGGUUGGUUUUGGGCAGAUAAGUCAAGCCAGAACACGGUCAAAGCUUCUAACUCUUUUACCACUGCUUCGGCAUGUCCUAUAGAUCACUCCAAACUUUCAACUUCUUCGCCAACAUGCCCUGUCAAACUCAACAACGAUAAUGACGAAGUUUUAAAUCCUAUGAACAAUAUGCCUAUGGCAAUAUCAUCUGAGAGAGCACCUGGCCAGCGCAUCAAAUUAUCAACCGAAAGAACCAUAUCAACUAUUCCUCGUGGUGAAUCAGAAGAUCAAGGAUUAUGGGAGUAUCCAUCACCACAACAAAUGUUGAAUGCCAUGUUACAGAAGGGGAAAGGUGAUGGUAUUCCCGAGGAUGCAGUAGAAAGUAUGGUUGAAGUUCAUAAUUUCUUAAAUGAAGGGGCAUGGCAACAAAUUUUAACUUGGGAAGAUCAUUAUACACAACAAACUAAAGUGGAACCACGAUUGAAGAAAUUCACCGGCAGACCCCAUGAUUUAUCACCAAAGGCUAGAAUGUAUUUAUGGCUAGGCCAAUUGUUCCCGGAAACGUUCAAUACUAUACCUCCAUUUGAUAGACACGAUUGGACAGUUUUGAGAAGUUGUGGGCGUAAUCAAGGUUGGAAAGAGGUUCGUUAUGUCAUUGAUUAUUAUGGGGCUCCUGAUGAUGAAGAAACAGGGAUGCCUGCAUUCAUGUUGGAUACUCGUCCUGCUUUAGAUAAUUUUACUAAUGCCCGUGAUAGAUUUACUCAUUGGGCUUAUCCUCUUUGGAAGAAAGCUAUGGGCGAAGUCAGAGAUUAA
Molecule: messenger RNA, 795 nt
Organism: Candida dubliniensis CD36
Lineage: Eukaryota; Fungi; Ascomycota; Pichiomycetes; Serinales; Debaryomycetaceae
Gene: CYC3
Product: holocytochrome c synthase
Exons: 1
Coding region: 1-795 (264 amino acids)
Biological process (GO): cytochrome c-heme linkage
Cellular component (GO): mitochondrion
Molecular function (GO): holocytochrome-c synthase activity
Source: RefSeq, a predicted model, not a curated record